AUGCACGCGCGAACAUCAGCUGCUGCCCUUGCGGCCAUCUUAGCCAUGCUUGUCCCGCAAGCGACCGCGGAGCAGACAACCCUGCAAGUAUGGAUUCCUAUGGUACCGCUGGACAACCCAGGGUUCUAUGACGAGGUGGAAGCCAUCGUCGAGACUAUCACAAACGACCAAACUCUGCUCGGCAUACGGUACAAGGGCACCGGUGCGCCAGAGGACUACCCUAUUCAGACCAUCACCGUCGGCCAGAGUACUUUCAGAUUCUCAGCAACUGCCGACCCCGAGCACUACAUCUCGUCCACCGUUGUGGAUUGCACCCUGACCGGCUGCCCUACCGCUACGACAGGCACGUGCGUCCUUAUCGACAGCACCUCAGGAGAAGGCCUCGCCACGACCACCGAAACGGUCGAUGCCUCCCGCCUGUCCUUUUAUGCUAUUUCCCUCGUCACACCCUUGCCCGACGCCGCCGCUCCCGAGUGUGGUACCGAAAACGCCGACAGAACCACGCUGACUGGCACGAGGCUCCCAAGUAGCACUGAGAACGGCAGUGGCGCCGGCGCGACCGAGACUGGCGCGGCAGGCCCCGAUAGCGCGGCAUCGAAGGUUGUUGGUUCGUGGGGCGCGAUUGCGGCUGUCGCGGCGCUAGCUCUUGCCGCCUAG
Molecule: messenger RNA, 657 nt
Organism: Scedosporium apiospermum
Lineage: Eukaryota; Fungi; Ascomycota; Sordariomycetes; Microascales; Microascaceae
Exons: 5
Coding region: 1-657 (218 amino acids)
Source: RefSeq, a predicted model, not a curated record